Molecule: messenger RNA, 717 nt
Organism: Vanrija pseudolonga
Lineage: Eukaryota; Fungi; Basidiomycota; Tremellomycetes; Trichosporonales; Trichosporonaceae
Exons: 1
Coding region: 1-717 (238 amino acids)
Molecular function (GO): protein binding
Source: RefSeq, a predicted model, not a curated record
AUGAGCUCGAGUUCAGCCAACUGGCGCUUCACGGUCGCGUCGCUCGACAGCGAACCGGACGCAACGCCUUCAUCGCGCCCCUCCACCUCAACGCCACCAACAGACACGUCGCCACCAUCGACCUGGGGCCGCCUGCGUGGCCUCGGCGGACGGAUCACGCGCUCGCGCGCUGACCUGCGCGCAAUUGUCCGCGCCGAGGUCGCUGCUGCCGCCGCUCCCGCCCCCGCGUCACCCGUUUCGAGCCACUACUCGUCGCCAUCGAUCGACUUCACGGCCGACCCGUUCGCCGCCGCACUCGGACCGAACCCGUACGAGAACACGUAUGGCUUCAGCUACAGCUGCGACCCGCGUCUAUCGCCCCCUCAGCCGCCCACGCCUACGCGCGCCACCUUCCCCCAGCAGCCGGCACCGCGUGGCCACUCGCGUAGCGCGUCCAAGUCGUCGACGAUGAGCUCGAGCUCGAACGCGUCGUCCAUCUCCAACUCGUCGCGCGUGUCGCAGGUCGCUGCGCUCGGGUUCAAGCGCUCCGAGGCGAGCUGGGCGCUGCGCCACCCACGAACCAAUGGCGACGUUCGCGCGGCGGCCGAGCUGCUCGCACACAUUGCGCAUCUCGGUACCAGCUUUGAAGACGGAGCCAGGCGGCGCUGUAGGCUGUGCCGCGAGGAAGAGGAGGAGGAUAUUGAGCGCGCGCGAGAUGCUUUCCUGCGUACGCGGUAG